Molecule: messenger RNA, 1553 nt
Organism: Silurus meridionalis
Lineage: Eukaryota; Metazoa; Chordata; Actinopteri; Siluriformes; Siluridae
Product: chemokine XC receptor 1-like
Exons: 2
Coding region: 78-1007 (309 amino acids)
Biological process (GO): immune response; G protein-coupled receptor signaling pathway
Cellular component (GO): membrane
Molecular function (GO): G protein-coupled receptor activity
Source: RefSeq, a predicted model, not a curated record
GUCUGGAGCUGGUUAAGGCGAGUGCUGCACAUUUUUUGAGUGAUUCGUUUGAAUUCAGUCAGUAAACCAAAAGGAAAAUGGACGAGAGCACACUGAUGGAGACUACAGAUGAAUAUUGGCAUAAAAACCACAUUGCCGUUUCCAUCCUCCUCGGCAUUGUGGUAAUUCUUAGUGUUGUCGGUAACUUUAUUGUUAUUGUGACCAGCAUAUUCUAUGUGAGGCUUCGAUCACUGACCAGCAUCUUCAUACUCAACUUGGCUCUGUCAGACCUGCUGUUCACUGUUGGACUGCCGUUCUGGGUCUGUGAUUACAUCUGGAAUUUGGAUCUUGGAGAUGCACUUUGCAAAGUUUACAAGUUUUUUUUCUUUUCAGUUGGAUUUUACAGCAGCGUGGUGCUCUUGGGGUUGAUGACUGUUCAUCGCUAUAUGGUUGUUGUGCAUUCUCUCUCAGGCUGGAAGAAAGAACCUAGUUUUACAGAGGUUUUUAUCUGUGUGUGGGUGAUGAGCAUCUUGGCAUCAUUGCCAGUCACAGUGCAUGCUAAAGCGAAUCCUUACUCACAAGGCUGUACAUACAGCAGUAAUGCUGCAUUUCUUGCUAUUGCAUAUAAAGAGAUUAUUAUUUAUAUGUACGCCUUUUGGUUCAUAGCUUUAUGCUACAUCACAAUUUUGCAAAACAUUAUCAGGUCAACAACAAAUCAGGGACACGGAACUACUGGACUCGCCUUCACUCUGGUAGCUACCUACUUUGUUUUUUGGGGUCCUUAUAACAUAAUGCAUUUUCUGAACAUCUUAAAUUAUCCUCAGGUCGUGGUUUAUAUGUCUGUCAAAUAUCACUUUAAUGCCGUUAACAUCUGCAAUAUUCUGGCUCUCACCAGAUGCUGCCUCAAUCCACUGAUUUAUGGUUUAUUUGGACUAAAGUUCCGUAAGACCGCAAGAGAGAUUUUUAAAAAGGGAGCUACUACAAACUCUACACAGAUGGAAAUUGAAUUAACAGUGAUGUCAGUUUGAACGAUUAAGUGCCAACUUCUGUAACUUUUUGUACUUACCUGUAACUUCUAGCUGCGGAGCCUCAACUCCUAACACAAAAAAACAGUCAGGUAUUUUUCACAAAUUCUCCCAGAACAAAAAAAAAUGAAUCAAAUAUCAAAACAUGUAUUUUGUGGCAAAAACUAAUUAGUAGAAUUAUAAUUAUAAGACCUCAUGGACCACAAUCCAGACUUUUGGAUUCUCUUGAUUCUCUAGUGAUGAUUGUAAAAUCUUCAAAGUUCAAAGUUCAAGUUUGGUCAAAGUUGUCCAAAAGUUCUUAAUUUUCAUUGCAUUCAGGCUUUAAUCUCAGGUGAAUAUUAUUUAUGCUUUAUCUGACUAGUUGAUCAAAUUUGAAAUCUGUGAUUUUUCUGAUUAUUUGUGCUUGUUUGCUUUACCUCAUGAUAAAAUAUUUGCACUUCCUGUGUUCAUUUUCAAUGACUGAAACUAAACUGCAUUUAAGGGAUGCAUGUAAUGGUCUUUUUUCUCAUUUCAUGUAUGAUUUAACUCAUUAUACACUCACCAUUUAAA